Molecule: messenger RNA, 1863 nt
Organism: Lodderomyces pseudojiufengensis
Lineage: Eukaryota; Fungi; Ascomycota; Pichiomycetes; Serinales; Debaryomycetaceae
Exons: 1
Coding region: 1-1863 (620 amino acids)
Molecular function (GO): protein binding
Source: RefSeq, a predicted model, not a curated record
AUGCGAAUAUUUCUCAAACUACCCAAAGAAGUAUUAUCAUUAAUUUUUAGUCACAUCGAGGAUCUAUCAAUUAUUGAGUGCUUGAUAUUCAUUCCAGGUUUACAACAUAUAACUUUAGAGCGAAAAUAUUCGAAUUUUGAAAUAAAUAGUAACAACAAGUCUAUCGAGAAGUUAGUGUCGCUUUUCCAAAAGUAUAAGUUCAUACCUUCAAUUAUAAUUGGAGAUAUAAAUCAAAUCAAUCAAUUGAUAGAUGAACCUGCAUUUAGAUUAGCCAAUUUUGAAGUAAAAAUCUUACGGAAUACUAGAUUUAGUAAUUUUGUAUCAAUUUUAGACAAAGUUUAUGUUAUCGGUAUACAUUUGGAUCAAUAUUUGGAACCUUUUGUUGGAUUAUUUAAAAAGACAGAAAUUAAAUCAUUUUUGGACUAUGUUGGAAGUAACAGUUUACAAUCUUUAACUACAACUCACUUGAAUCAGUUUGAAAUUCAGUUUCCCACAUCUUUAAAACAAGUAACCAUAAAUGGAGGUCAAAAUUUUGAUUUAAAUUUAAGUGAUUUACAAUACCUUGAAUCUUUUAAUUGCAAAAAUCUCCAAAAGAUAAGUUCAUUAGAAAAUUUCCAACUUCCAACAUCUAUCAAAAAUUUAAGACUUUAUUAUUGUGAUUUCAACAGUCUAGGUAAUUUAAUCAAGUAUGACAAAUUAAAACUACUUCAUAUAUCUUAUUGUCCUGAAAUUUUUGAUAUUGUUCAUACUAAGUUUCCAAACUCAUUGAUAAUUUUAAAUUUUGUUAGCAAUUUCCAAACUGAUAGUGAUGAUGAGUUAGAUGACAUAGAUGAUGUGCAAAUCCGUAUCGAUGGUGACUUUUCAUUUCCACCAAAAUUGAAAAAAUUAAGAAUAAACGAUACCAUGCAAACUAUAGAAAUAAGAGCCAUUAAUAUUUCAAAUUCACUCAAUUGUUUAGAGCUAAAAGGUAUUGGUGAUGUUUAUUUAAACCAAGUUUUAGAUAAUCUUCCACGGAAAAUGUUUGAAAUCAUUAUUGAGGAUUGUCGAUUUGUAUAUUCUGAAAAACCAGUUUCAUUUCCUGAGCUGACGCAGAUCAAGUUUUCACGAAAUAAAUGUUUCGAAGUUUUUGAGUCAAAUUUAAAUCAAUUGGAAUUGUUGAAAGAGUUGGACAUUUCCGAUAACAUUUACCCAGAGAUUCAUGAUUUCGAACAUCCAAUUGAUUCGCUAGAUAUUUUAACUCACAUGGAAAUAUCUUUCAUGGAAAAAGUAUGUUUCAAAACACCCCAAUUACAAAGUUUAAUUUUAAAAACUCGAACGACAGCACAUGAAUGUGUCCAUGACUAUUCGUCUGAAGUGUUAUUUGAUUGUAAAAAUUUGACCAAAAUAAAUAUGAUAAAUUUAAAUAUGGAAUUUUUGAAUUUUAAUGAAUUUCCCAAUUCAUUGAAGGAAUUGGUUAUCAAGGAUUUGAAAUUAGAAGCAAUGCAUGGCUAUCUUUUCACAUUGAAUGAAUUAAAGAUUUUAGAUUUACAAAAUAAUCAAAUUACUUUUUCAAUGUUGAAACAUCAGAUUUUUCCGUCAAGUUUAAUCUAUUUAAAUUUGUCAAAUAAUAAAAUUGAAGAUUUAAGUUGUUUAAAUUUAGAAAAUUGUGUAAAUUUGAAAAAUUUGAUUUUGAAAGAAGUAACUGCAAAAGAUGAACCAGAAGGUGCUCUUCAAUUGAUGCAAUUAUUUUCGGACCGCGGUACUGAUGCUAAAGCUAAUGCUAUCUUAACAAAUUACGAUUCAAAAGUGAUUUUCAAAUUUGUUAAUGGAGUUGAAGAAGAAUCCAUUUUGACAUCAAUUUAUAAGAAAAGAAAAAUUUUUUAG